AUGAAAUUUGAAUAUGCUCCAGAUGAAGUGCCUCAAAAAAUUGUCGAGGUGCUGAAGCGGUUUUGCUUGCAUUUGAGCAAAGAUGGCCAUCCGAAAGACGUUGGGAUGGCUUUUGGGUCCGUGUCUGAGAAGCUAAAGAUCAAUAUCACUGCAAACCAGCCUAUAACCAUGGUCUUACCUGCAUUUCCAUGGAAGAGCCCAAACCAGGACAAAGUGCUAGGAUCUGGGGCUGAUCUAGGAGAAGAAAUGAGUCUAGCGAAGUUAAAUCACCUGUGCGGCGAGAUCUCAAAGGUCUACCCUUACGGCGCGCGACUAAUCCUCAUUUGUGAUGGACCGGUGUAUAAUGACUUGGUCGGCGUUCCCGAUGACGAAUAUUACGACUAUGGCAUUGAGCUGCGCAAAAUCGCCCAAGAGAAACAUUUUUCUUCUAUCCAGUUCAUCCGGCUGAUGAACUUGCUGGGGCUAGGAGAUGGCGAGAAAAUCCCCAAGGCAGAUUACCUGCGUCUCGUCCCCACCUGCAGGGAGAAACUGAUGUCACCCACAUACUUCGAUCCGAGAUUUGACGUUGACCAUGAGUUGAAGACAAAUCCGGACACCAAGACAACAUACGAGAGCUAUUUUAGUCGCAUAUCAGAGGAUCUGAAAUGGGCCAAAGGGUUUGACCCUCUUGUCGCGGCCGACCCGGCGCUCUACACGGCUGAAGUGUCCAAGAUGGCGAAAACCAUGAUCAACCGGCUCAUCGCAUAUGAAGCUGUCAUUAACGCCACACUCGGAAAAUACAUCCGUCUCUCGAUUCACCCUUCAUUAGGGCGAAACAAGAUUUCUAUUCCCCUGCUGCGGCAAGGUGACCUGUUUGGUGAUAUGCCGUGGCAUGCAAGUGUGGUGGUACUGUCAAAUGGGGAAAUUAAGACCGGAAAAUCCCGAGAAUUUCGCAAACUGUACGAGGUCGUUAAGAGGCAUGGCCGGCCUUAUUACUUCAGAGAGCGGAGCCCGACGUAUGAAUGGGAGGCAGAGGUGGAAUUUCAGCAUGACUACGAUGGGUUGAUUGUGAAGAAUCCCUGUCAGGGGGUUCAGAUGCUUGGCAGAGAUGAUCGCUUGAAGCUGGCUCGCUUGAUUGUGCAGUAUCAGACCAAGUCGGUUCGGGUGGAGGGCUUUGAGGUGCCAAAUGACGCGUGA
This is a messenger RNA of Penicillium samsonianum, 1176 nucleotides long. Its product is annotated as isocyanide synthase family protein. The record is from RefSeq and is a predicted model, not a curated record. The coding region runs from base 1 to 1176 and encodes 391 amino acids. The transcript is spliced from 3 exons. NCBI's taxonomy places the organism in Eukaryota, Fungi, Ascomycota, Eurotiomycetes, Eurotiales, Aspergillaceae.